AUGCAUCGCGAUGAUAACAAAUCUCCUACGAGCAAUGCUUUGGGAGAAUCCAACUCGAAAACUGAUGGACGUCAAGAGAUGCAAGUAGUAGGGAACGAAGUCCUGUUGCGAAGGCUCCCCAGUUCAGCCACGAGCAAAGAGCCACCUCCAGAUUCUGAUCACAAGAGCCCAGAACAGAAUCACCCUCCUCCUCCUCCCUUCAACCCCAUGCAACCAUCUCAAAGUGGCCCUGUUCACAGUGUUGUGCCAGACUUGAUGAGAGUCUACGAGAGUCUCACCAAUGUAAAUCCACAGGCUCAGGGACAGCAUCAUCCACAGAAACAGCCCCCACAACCUCCAUCCCACCAUGAGCAACUUCAGCAGCAACAACCUCCUAUCCAUAAAGAUCCAGUCUACUAUAAAGAACCUCAGGAGGCACCACAAACUCCAACACAGCAUGUCAAUUAUUCGUACAUCACAUCAGAAGAACAAUAUCGUCAACUAUAUGAGCAAGGAACUGUGAAUCAUUUCGGCGGGCAUGUCCCAACAUCCCUCCCCUACAUUCCUGCCCCCUACGACGAUAAAAGGGCGGAAUCAGAGACAUAUCUGGAAGCAAUCAAGACUGAGGAAUCUAACUCAACUUCCCUAUCUCAGUCGUCUCUUAGGAGAAAGAGAACCAGUAUCAGCAGCCAGCAAUCUGAUCAGGAUUGCAAAGGAACAUCCAAACCGAGGGGUCGCAAGAAAGCCAAAGAGACAGAUGGGCGGUGGUCCAAGCGCUUCGCAUGGCCAGAAGAUCUACAUAGAGACUUUGUAUCGGCGGUCUUUGAUGUUGGCUUGAAGCAUUCCAGCCCCUCAACCAUACUAGAACAUGUGCCAAAGCAUCCACAAAUGACAUCCAACCGGAUCAAAUCUCACCUACAGAAAUAUCGAGUACACCGAACCAAAUCAAAGCAAGAGUUCCUGUCAUCUUAUGAAACGACACUCCAAGAGUGCAAGAGCGCAGAUAAGGAUGCCGCCAAGUCUCUCUCCAAUGGGGAAGCACCAGUGCGCCCAAGUCGUACCGCCGUUACCAACAGUGAUUCCGCCUCUCCCGCUAACCAAGAUGGCACGAGCCAGGAGGCACAAAUGCCCCCGGCAGCUGCCGCGCCUCCUCCUCCUCGUAUGGGUCCUCCUCCACCGGGCCAAGAAGGUUUGAUGGUGCCCAAGUUGGCCGAGGCCGAAAAGACCUCACCUGUUGGGGCGUCGAUGGGGCAUCUUUUGGGUCUCUUCUUCUCUCUGAAAAAGGAGUUGUUGAUGCAGAGAAACUCUCGGGCAUCUUGUACUGUACCAGGAAUAGCACCAACCACUGCAAGUUUAGGAGCUGCUCCUGGACCCGUCUCUGCUUUCUACAACUCGUUCAACGGAACUAACGUCCCGACUGCCCCCGCCACCAUCGUUCCUAAUCCCAUGGCAGCUCCAGCGGUCAUGUCAGCAAUCACGAGGGAUUGGUCGUCUGGCAAUACUGGUGGGGCCAAUACAGCGGUAACAGGGGCGGGGCCCAUCAUGCCCACCAUGAACAAGAUUGAAGCCAGCAGCAGAAUGAAACAAGAGAUGCAGAAUCAAAUGGUGUUCCAGAACAAAAUGAGGGAACUGAAGCAGCAAGAGCUGAACAAGUACAAGCACAUUGUACCCAAUCCAGCUCCAACAGAGACGACGGCGCGAUUCAAGGAAGGGGGUGCGGCGGUGUAUGGCGACCAAUACUCAGCCGCCAAUCAGUAUUCCAGCGAAACACACACAACCGAAGGGGGAGGAGUCCAUCACCAACACCAUCAUCAGGUACCUCAAGCUCCACCUCUUCGUCCAGAGCACCUGCCGAGAGCAGGCGAAGGCAACGAAGAACGGCAUGAUGCCAGUAGAUCUGCUCCAGCAGCCAACAAUCCCCAAGGAGCGGGUGAAACGGCGAUUGCUGCCGACAGAGCACGAGCUCCUUCUUUGGGAAAUGAUGACGUUUGGAAUCCAGAUGUGAUGGACGAGCAGCUAUUUGAGUUCCUAAUGAACAACUAA
Molecule: messenger RNA, 2022 nt
Organism: Seminavis robusta
Lineage: Eukaryota; Bacillariophyta; Bacillariophyceae; Naviculales; Naviculaceae
Source: the annotation of a GenBank genome assembly